GAGUUGUUCACUGCAUUUCUUAUUCCUCUUUGCAUCUUCGUGGCUACUGCUCUUGUUUUUGCUUAAAAAAAAAAUUUAUUCACUCUCAUUUACUUCAAAUAUACAAUUCCUCUCAUUCAACUAAACUAAUCAACUACAUUCCCAUCCUUUCCUUGUGUAGUAGAUCAUUUUCAACCUCAUUUAAGAAUAUGGAUCAUUAUCCCGUUAUAGUGUAUUGGGGUGGGGAAGUAAGUUAUACUGGAUCCGAUGUUGGGUAUAAUGGAGGAUUAAAUACAGUGAUGUUUAUCCAUCGUCAAUAUAUGACUUUUGAGGUGUUUGUUAGCAAAGUCUAUGAUGUAAUUGGUUGUGAUCGCAACUCUUUUAUGUUAAAAUUGGAGAUGAAAUAUCCGAUGACUGGGAAAAAUGUGUUAGUCCCGAUUAAGAAUGAUGAAAGCAUAAGUGCUCUUGCUUAUGCGGCAUCACAAGCCCCUGGAACGGCAAUGGAGGUUUAUGUUGAAUUGGUUGCAAAUUUGGAUAAUGCGAGGGAAGUCAUGACUAGCAUGGAACUUCCAAAAUCAAGUCCUAAUGUACGCCAUGAUACAUUAUCCAAUAAUAGAAACUUCCGUGUAAUUGAGUCGGAGCCUUCAAAGUACGUUAUCCAAUGCACUAAUGCGGAGGAUAUAGGUUGUGAAUGGAGGAUGCGAGCUGUUAUGACCACAACGGGAUCAUUUAAGAUUGUAGUUUAACAAGCUUUGUAUAUUCUUAUACGACUUGAACUUCUUGUAUGA
This is a messenger RNA of Amaranthus tricolor (Joseph's coat), 767 nucleotides long. RefSeq lists its product as uncharacterized. The transcript has 2 exons. The coding region runs from base 189 to 725 and encodes 178 amino acids. Lineage: Eukaryota; Viridiplantae; Streptophyta; Magnoliopsida; Caryophyllales; Amaranthaceae. The record is from RefSeq and is a predicted model, not a curated record.